AUGUUUCAAGAUAAACUGUCAGUGGCGAGAUGCUGCUUUUGCGCGCCAUUGAGGUAUGGUCUUUUAAUAUGGGCCUACUUAAAACUGGUCACAAGCAUAUUAGUGUUUGGAGUUACCGUCAUAUGGAUUUUCAUGUGGAUUUUGCUUGUAAAUUUCGAAAAAGCUUUGCUGGUGUUACUAAUUGCGACAAUGCUCAGUCUUAUCGUUGAUAUAGUCUUUAAUUUUGUACUUAUAAUUGGAUCUCAUAAGAAAAACAUAACUAUGUUGAGCCUAUACUAUCGCUAUGGGAUCGCACAUGCGGUCGUUUUGGUAGUUUUUGGUGUGUUAUGGAUUUUAUAUGCAAUUAGCAGAAUGGAGCCACCGAUAGAUAGUAAAAAUGUGCCCUAUAUUUUCGCAAUUACAUCAGCUUUUAUUGUUUCUUUAAUUCUGCACAUCUACUUGUUUAUAGUACUACGGAGUGAAAUUAAUAAGCUUAAAGCAAGAGAUCAGUUCAGAUUCGUGAAUCAUGCAGCCGAGAGCUGCAACCAAACUGAAGAUGAGUUCAACACUUUUAACAAUAAAAUCCAGGAGGAUAAUUAA
This is a messenger RNA of Parnassius apollo (apollo), 579 nucleotides long. The record is from the annotation of a GenBank genome assembly. NCBI's taxonomy places the organism in Eukaryota, Metazoa, Arthropoda, Insecta, Lepidoptera, Papilionidae.